Molecule: messenger RNA, 2376 nt
Organism: Cyclospora cayetanensis
Lineage: Eukaryota; Apicomplexa; Conoidasida; Eucoccidiorida; Eimeriidae
Exons: 7
Coding region: 1-2376 (791 amino acids)
Biological process (GO): mRNA splicing, via spliceosome
Cellular component (GO): post-mRNA release spliceosomal complex
Molecular function (GO): RNA lariat debranching enzyme activator activity; RNA binding
Source: RefSeq, a predicted model, not a curated record
AUGAUUCGCGUGCUGCUCUGCGGCGAAGUCCGCGGCAAAAUUGGCGAGCUGCAUCGGUUGCUAGGGGCCCUCCAGAAGAAGGGGCCCUUCGACUUUGCGCUCUGUGUGGGACCCUUCUUUGCGGAUUCACACGGCCUUAGCCUUCCUCCCGAAUGCGGCAACGCUCCUCUGAACGGCGAACGCCCUCUCCCUCCUUCUCCCAGCGAAAGGGGACUAACCGACUCCGCCUUGACAGAAGCCGUGCGGGAGGCCUUUGCCCGGCAGUUUCCCGAAGCUUUUGAAGCCCUUCAGACGCAUUGCAGCAGUCUGGCCCUCCCUCUGUACAUUGUCGAUGAGGCGGCAAGCUUGUGGGUGCAAGAGGCUCGCGAAAAGCGAGGCAGGACCAUCUCCGAGGCAGAUGCAGCUCCUUUCGCGAGCAGCGCUUCCGAAAGGCUCUCCGAGGUUAAGGCCAAAAUCAGCUUCCCCCUCCCCAUCUGCCCCUCAGGAGAACUCUCUGGAGAGUCUGCUCGAGAGAUAGGAGACGCCUCUGAGCGCGACAGGAGGCCUGCCAAGCCUGAGAAGGGAGCUGCAGAGGAGUCUGCUGGGGAGGCGACAGCCGACUCACUGCCCUCCGAGUGUCUGUACACCCCGCUCCCGCUGAUGGAAAAAGUCUGGCUCCUGGCAGGAUCCGGCGUGACAGAGCUUCACGGCCUGCACGUCGCUUUUUAUGCGGCUCCUGGUUUCAGAGAGAUUCCCAAUUGCGCGCUGGAAGCGACCCCUUGCCAGCAGCAGCAACAACAGCCGCAACAACAGCCGCAACAGCAGCAACAACAACAGCUCAACGAGGCAGCAUCUGCAGAGAGCGUUCCUGCAUGCUGGAGUGCCUUCAAGGCUUUUAGAGGCCACACAGACAUCUUCCUUACCACACGCCCCCCUGUAGGCAUCUUUGAGGGACUGCCUCCUGGAAUCGCUCCUCCCCUACCACAGCAGCAGCAGAAGCAGCAGGGAGUCUCUCUUGCUGCUGCUGCUGCACGUCACGGCUAUUCUUUACGUCUCAUUUCUUUGGGCGUUGUCGGCGAGAAGGGUCCGCAGGUGAAGGCUUUUCACGCGCUGCAGUUGAGGCCGAUGUCGUGCAUGCUGGCUGCGCUGAGGCAGCAAGGCGAGCGGCAUUUGGAGGAGGACGCUUCCACUGCAGCACUGACUUCGGAGGAAGCGCAGGCUGCUCUCUAUUGCAUCCCACCUGAAUGCAACAGCCCUAAUCCGUUCGCGUGCGCAAGCCGGCAGCAGCAGUUGCGGCUGCUUCCCUCCUUGGAGGAACUCUCGGAGGAUCACUGUGUGCCUGCGCCUUCUGCUGGCUGCAGUCUGCAGGUGCCUCACAGCAGAGCCUCAAAGCGGCCUAGAGACACGGGGGUGGUACUGGUGGAGAACUUGCCGUACGAGAUUGAAGACGGGGGCAGCCUCCAGGAGGCAAUGCAGCAGUUUGGGGAGGUGAAGUUUGUGUUCGUCCCCAAGGAUAAGGCGUGCCCCUCCCGAGGCACUGGCAAGGCGUUUGUGGUAUUUACAAGCCCUCAGGAUGCGGCGAAGGCUGCGGCCGCUUCGGGGCAGCUUGAGGGAGGUCGCCGAACUCUACGGAUGCGGCUCUACUACGAUCGAAUACCCUUUGAUCGGCCUACUGGAGCCAAGCGGGUUCACUGUGGGGAUGUAAUUGCCACCGAACCGCAUGCAGAUUGCUGGUUCUGUUUAGCGAGCCCUCAGGUGGAGAAGCACAUGAUUGUGGAUAUCAAGGACCGUCUGUACAUGGCAGUACCCAAGGGGGGGCUAACGCCUUACCACCUCCUGCUCAUUCCCAUUGCCCAUUUGCCUUCCCUCGCCUACGCGGAUGCCGAUACACGUCGCGAGGCUGCAGCCAUCGUUGCUGCCACUCGGAAGGCCUUCCAUCAACAGAACCUAGAUUUGGUUGUAUAUGAGCGCUAUGUACCGAUGAAGGCCACGAGAGCCAUGCACUCGCAAGUCCACGCGGUGCCCUGCCACCGAUCUCAGUCUAUGCGGGCUGAAGCGUUGUUUGAGAAACGCGCGCGCCGUGCGGGCCUUGUACUGAAAAAGAUGCCGACCGAUGCGGAUUUGACUGCCCUCGCCGAGCUGGCGAGAGAUCCUCACUUGGGCUAUUUCUAUGUAGAGCUGCCUGGGCUCUGUACCGCCCGCGGCCAAACGAUUGAGCGUUACCUGUACGUACAGCCGGGGAGAGAUAGCCAGAAGAUUCCGAUGAACUUCGGGCGCGAAGUACUGGCGGAACUUUUGGAAGCUCAUGACAAAGUCAAUUGGCAAACCUGUCUAGUCCCCAAAGACGAAGAGGAGAAGCUCGCUGCCCACCUUCGGCAGACGCUCAUCGAUGCGUAA